AUGCUGUGCCUGAAUCUUCAGUCCGUGCUGAUCCUCUGCAUCCUCUUGGCUGGAGUUCAGGGAGAUAGUGAAGAUUUUGACCCAUACAAGAUCCUGGGGGUCACCAAGAGCGCAAGUCAGGCUGAAAUCAAGAAGGUGUAUAAACGCCUUGCUAAAGAAUGGCAUCCAGACAAAAACAAGAGUCCAGAAGCAGAAGACAUGUUCAUUAAGAUUACCAAAUCCUAUGAGAUCUUAUCCAAUGAAGAAAAAAGAGCCAAUUAUGAUCGCUACAAGCAGACCAACUCCCAGCCUUAUGGGCCGCAUGGCUUCCGUCAUUUCCACAACAACUUCUACUUCGACGAGUCCUUCUUCAACUUUCCCUUUACCAACAAGGGCAGCCGUGAUUCCACCGAUAGCAAGUACACCCUGCAUUACAACCAGUAUGUCAACGAAAUUGUACCUGACAGCUUCAAAAGACCGUAUCUGAUCAAGAUCACCUCAGACUGGUGCUUCAGCUGCGUUCACAUGGAUCCCGUGUGGAGGGAGGCGGUGCAGGAGCUCGAGCCUCUCGGUGUAGGAAUAGGCGUGGUCGACGUCGGCUAUGAGAGACGCCUGGUGAAUCAUCUGGGCGCUCACCGCACUCCUUCCAUACUCGGCGUCAUCAAUGGAAAAGUGGCUUUCUUUAACUAUGCUCUGGCCAAGGAGCACCUCAUGCAGUUUGUGGAGGACCUGCUUCCUCAGAGACUGGUGGAGAAGGUCACUGACCGGAAUGACCGUGAUUUUCUGAAGAGUUGGUAUGAUGUUAACAAGCCACACGUUCUACUUUUUGACCAAGUGCCUGCGGUUCCUCUGCUGUAUAAGCUGACAGCAUUCGCCUAUAAAGACUAUGUGCAGUUUGGCUACGUUGACCAGGGUCUGUCUGAGACGGCCAACCUGCUCAAGCAGUACAACAUCAAUACUUACGCUCCAACCAUGCUCGUCUUCAAGGAGAACACAGAUAAACCGGCCGACAUUAUCCAGGCAAAAGGGAUGAAAAAACAAAUAAUUGAUGAAUUCAUCUCCAACAACAAAUUUCUCCUCGCCCCUCGUCUGGUGAAUCAGAAGGUCUUCGAUGAGCUCUGCCCUAUCAAGCAAUUCCAUCGGCGCAGAAAAUACUGUGUUCUGCUCAUCACUGGGGAGGAGGAAGUCUUUGUCCCAGGAAACAAAGCUUUCUUGUCUCUGGCCUCCGCGAACACUGAGGAGGUUCUACGCUUUGCAUAUGUGUACCAACGCCAGCAGCAGCCUCUGUGUGCUGUGCUGCUGAAAAACAGAGACACUCCACCACAGGUGGUAAUCCUGGAGCGGCGUAACGGGGCCGGUAAGGUUCUCUACAAGCCUGUCCAGGGUGGUUGGAACGGCAGUGAGGAGGACAAACACAGGCUGCUGGAGGAGCUGGAGCGGCUACGGAAAGACCCCUCCAUUCUUACCCAUGAUGCCAUGCUGCCUGAGCUCAAUAACGAGUUCGCUUCAAUGUUUUUAAUCAGAUGGAUUUAUGCAGCGUACGAUUACUUGUCUGAAAUUAUUGAUGAUGUUCUCCACAAUAAUUGGCGUGAAAUGAUGCCUCUGCUGUCUCUGAUAUUCUCUGCACUGUUCAUCCUGUUCGGCACAGUGAUUAUUCAGGCUUUCAGUGAUUCUGGUGAGGAAAAACAGACAAAACCAAAGGCAAAAGAAGCAGCAAAGACCCAGAAUGGCUCACCAAGCACAGCCAACACUUCCAGCCGACCACCAAAGAAGAACUUUGUGGAGGUGACUGAGUUAACGGACAUCACUUACAUCAGUAAUUUAGUAAAGCUGAGACCAGGCCAUAUCAACGUGGUGCUGGUGCUUACAGACGCAACCAAAAACAUCCUGCUCAGCAAAUUCGCCAAGGAGGUUUACUCCUUCACUGGGAGCCAGACGCUGCAUUUUUCCUUCCUGAAUGUGGAUAAGCACAACGAGUGGAUGUCUACCCUGCUGGAAUACGCCCAGGACGCCAUGCAGCUGGAGGCAGAUGAGGAGGAGGAGGCCAGCAACCGCAAGACGGACUACACGGGCUACGUGCUGGCGCUAAACGGUCAUAAGAAGUACCUGUGUCUGUUCAAGCCAGUGUACACGGGCGAGGACGCUAACAGCAGGCCGGAGGAGGAGGCAGGGAGCUCCAGAUCCAGGUCAAGCUCCAGAGAUGACCACCAGCACAGGAAAGGAGGGGCACGCUCACGCUCCACAACUCUCCACAUCCACCACAAAUUGGACCGUCUGGGCCUGUGGAUGGAACGGCUGAUGGAGGGCACGCUACCUCGCUACUACAUCCCGGCCUGGCCUGGCCUGGACAAGAUUACGGUCAAUAAGUAGAGCUGGGAAUCCUUGCACGUGUUGAACAGAGACAGCAUAAGUUUUUUUGGGAACAGUUUUUCAUUGCUCCUAUUGCAGUGUGACUCUGGGUGGCGCUGUAGGCUUCAUGACCUCAGAGCUCAGACUUAAGGCUUACACAGAUGCUGUAAGUGACCCGAGUCUAACAGUAGCUCCAUUUAACCAUGAUGCUGCUCCGGUUGUUACUUUAAAGGUACAAUAAAUAGGGAUGUCCAUUAAUACAUGACCAAAAAUUAUGUAAUACAAGGAAAAAUCCACCCUGAACAAAUCCUGAGUUAAACGUCUUUUAAUCAACGGUUCCCUGUGUUACCCACAGUACCACUUGUCCUGCUGAUAAUGGUACAAUGGGAUUUAGCCCUUGCUUAAUCUUUACUUGCAGCAAGUGAUGCAGUGGCGCUUUAGUAUUUCAGUUUGUCAACCUCUCUCUCACCUCAUCAUUUGUACACUCAAAAAAAAGAUCUGCUUCCAAAUACUACUGUAAACACCAUUUCACUUUACAUGCACGCUACUGCUCUGUUGGCUCCCUCAUUAAUAUGAUAGGGAACAUCGCUGGAACGUGCUGAUGGGAAAAUAAGCUCUUGCUGUUUUGUUUAGUGUUCUCAGAGCUAACAGUGUUAUUUCAGAGGUACCAGUUAUCUCUUAUAUUUUGGGGUCAUUAAAAGUGUAGUCUACAAUUAAACACCACUGUAACUGCACUAGCAAUAACAGUGUCUUUCUGUGAUGUCAGCGUGGCACCAGAAUCACUACAGAUACUACAAAUAGUUCAGUAGAAACAUACAGUGGCAUGCGAAAGUUUGGACACCCCUGGUCAAAAUUUCUGUUAAUGUGAACAGUUCAGCAAGUGGAAGAUGAAAUGAUCUCCAAAAGGCAUAAAGUUACAGAUGACACAUUCCCUUAAUAUUUUAAACAAAAUAAUUUGUUUAUUUUCAUCAAUGAUGUUUAGGUCAGAAGACUGUGAGGGCAAAACCUUGAAGAAACCAAGAAGCUUGCGCCUCUUGAGGUAGUCCAUCGUGGAUUUUGGGGUGUGUUUAGGAUCAUUAUGCGUUUGUAGAAGCCACCCUCUUUUUACCAGCAACUUCAGCAGAAUUUGUUGAAAUUUAAUUGAAUCCAUUCUUCCCUUUACCCGUGAAAUGUUCCCCGUGCCAUUGGCUGCAGUACAAGCCCAAAGCAUGAUCGAUCCACCUCUAAGCUUAACAGUUGGACUGGUGUUCUUUUCAUGAAAUUCUGUGCCCUUUGUUCUCCAAACAUGCUUUUGCUCAUUGCGGCCAAAGAGCUCUAUUUUAACCUCAUCGGUCCGCAGGACUCUUUUUCCAAAAUGCAUCAGGCUUGUGUAAAUGUUCUUUUGCAAAAUUCAGACGCUGAAUUUUGUGGUGAGGACGCAGGAGAUGUUUUCUUCUGAUGACUCUUCCAUGAAGGCCAUAUUUGUGCAGGUGUCGCUAAACAGUGUACCACAACUCCAGAGUCUGCCAAAUCUUCCUGGAGGUCUUUUGCAGUCAAACGGGGGUUCUGACUUGCUUUUCUAGCAAAAAUAUCUUGGUCUUCCAGACCUUAUCUUGACCUCCACUGUUCCUGUUAACUGCCAUUUCUUAAUUACAUUCCAAACUGAGGAAAUCGGUACCUGUAAACACUUUGCUAUCUUCUUAUAGCCUUCUCCUGCUUUGUGGGUGUCAAUCAUUUUCAUUUUCAUAGUGCUAGCCAACUGCUUAGAGGAACCCAUGGCUGCUGAUUGUUAGUACAAGCAUAGAGGAGACUGGGUAUUUAUAAAGCUUUGAAAUUUGUAUCACUUUGCCUUUCCUAACGACGACUGUGAACAAGCCAUGAACCUAACAGGCUAAUUAAGGUCUGAUACCUUGGUCAAAGUUAUCUGAGAGGUCAAGUCUCCUGGGGUUCCCUUUCUUUUGCAGGGUGCUGCUUUCCCUUUUUCACUCUAAAGUUGUAGAAAACAAUUUACUGAUAUUGCAAAAGAGUGUUUCAUGUUUAACUUUAUGCCUUUUAGAGAUCAUUUCAUCUUCCACUUGCUUAACUGUUCACAUUAAUAGAAAUUUUGACCAGGAGUGUCCAAACCUUUGCAUUCCACUGUAUGUACUGUGUUUCAGGGUGGAGAUUUCCUUAAGACAUGGAGAAGUGAAAGCUUACUGUAGUCGGGGUAUAUAUAUAUAUAUAUAUAUAUAAACAUAUAUAUAUAUAAACAAACACACACACACACCUUUGGGGCAAACCUGACCUGAUCCGCUGCCUCCCACACUACAGUCACUUUCACCUGUUAAAUGUAGCAUGAACUAAAAAAAAAAACUGUAAAAGUGGGAGGCUCUCAUUUUACAAGUUUCAUUUAAACACCUAAACAGUAAUUGUUAGUAUUUUUAAUAAAUAUAUAUUAGUAUCAAGCAUACAUGUACAUAUAUAUAUAUAUAUAUAUAUAUAUAUAUACAUAUAUACAUUCUGUCCUGAACAGAAGGAUCUAGAAGACAGUGUCUUGCUUGUGCAAUAAGACGAAUUUGCCUUGAACCUGUUUCUUUCUGUGUGAAAUAUCUGUGUAAUAAUGAAGUGCUACACAGUGAUCCCUGCUGCAUUUUGCUUUCCCGACAGUCUCGGGGCAUUUAGCAUGGAAUCAGAUGUUCUUCAUCCAGUAAUAUUAACUACUCCUGUGUGUUUCUGUUUGUGCAUUGAGAAUGUUUCAAAAAGAUGUUCUGUAAGGAAAACUAAUUUGACUGAAAUCAUCCUUUCUUCCUUUUCUAAAAAGAAAUGAGUUGAAACGUUAAAAAAAAAAAAACAAACCUCAGUUAAGAUAGAACUCUUAACAGGCUUGUGUGAUUGCAUCAUAAAAUAUAAGAGCCUAUCAGGUUCCAGUAUGCAAAUUACAGGAGGAUUCCACAAUCAUAUUAUAUAUUGUCAGAACAUUCUGUAUCAUUUAGCUGACAUGAAACAUUCUCACAAUAGGCGAGUAGAGAAGAUACCAACAUGGCGAGUGUGUACGGGAAAUUCCCAGAGUUAAAAAUGUUAAAACGCUAACAGUCAUGCUAGGGAGCUUGUUUAUUCCUGUUGUAUUGAUAACCUGUAGUUCCUAAUCAUUCGGGAACAUUGUAGCUGCUUCUGUGCCUUUUUCUGUUGUCCGACAUUUCAUUUUUGUGGACCGAGUUUUGGAUGAUUUUUUUUUUUUUUACAGCAUGAUAAUCCAAAUCCAGUCUUCCAUCCCAGAAGAGAUUUUAGGACAGGGCUACCAGAUGAAGCAUUAUUUCUUACCAGAGUGCUGUUCAAUGGUCAUUAAUGCAUACACUGCUGUUAUUUAUAGAUUAUCGGAUCUGUGUUGCUGUGAUGUAAAUAAGCUCAAUUCUGUCCUGUGUUGUUUUUUUAAAUUAAUGAUUAUUUAUCACACGUUGGCGAGUACGUUUCAUAAUUUAUGUACAGUCCAUGUGUAGAUCUGCUUGGUAGUUAUAGAAUAGAUCCAACAUUAUGUGGCCUGUUUUAUUUAUUAAAAAAGAGAACAUUUCUGAAAUGUAGAGCUAUCAGAAAAAAAAAUAAAUCAUUGAAUUUUAUUUCCAUAACUGAUGUGUACCAAUGUAUCUUUUUUUUUUUUUUUUA
Molecule: messenger RNA, 5946 nt
Organism: Hemibagrus wyckioides
Lineage: Eukaryota; Metazoa; Chordata; Actinopteri; Siluriformes; Bagridae
Gene: dnajc16
Product: DnaJ (Hsp40) homolog, subfamily C, member 16
Exons: 14
Coding region: 1-2349 (782 amino acids)
Source: RefSeq, a predicted model, not a curated record